Oncorhynchus keta (chum salmon) is the source of this 1252-nucleotide messenger RNA. RefSeq names its product sperm-associated antigen 17-like. Lineage: Eukaryota; Metazoa; Chordata; Actinopteri; Salmoniformes; Salmonidae. The transcript has 6 exons. The record is from RefSeq and is a predicted model, not a curated record. Gene Ontology annotation, biological process: axonemal central apparatus assembly; epithelial cilium movement involved in extracellular fluid movement. The coding region runs from base 397 to 1107 and encodes 236 amino acids. Gene Ontology annotation, cellular component: axonemal central apparatus.
CAUGAUUCUAUGUGUUAUUUCAUAGUUUUGAUGUCUUCACUAUUUUUCUACAAUAGUAAAAAUAAACAAAACCCUGGGAAAAGUAGGUGUGUCCAAACUUUAGACUGGUACUGUAUAUUUGAUUUGUCUUCCUAUUAGACUUUUACUGUGUCAGUCUGAAAUCUAUUGGCUUUUCAACCUUUAAUGUUGUUGAGUAUCGGUGCUUGAGAAAGACAAAGGGGAGAUGAGGGGUUGUGUGUCUGGGCAGGUAAACUGGGUUCCAAGCAGAGCCUGGGGGCUGACCAGAGUCAGAGUGACCCAGAGCCCAGGGAGGAGCAGAGGUCAUCAGACAACACCCAGGGCAGACAGGGGGUCUGUUGGGUCACCACCAGCCCCUCCGGACACAGAGUAGCCACCAUGGGGGACCAGACCACAGACCCUGGCCCGGUCCUGGCCUUCAGAGCCACAGACCCUGUCAGCCAAACUGUUGUUAUCACCCGGGAGGACAAGGUGAUGUCUGUGCUGGACAGAGACGGGACGGUGAUCAUCGACCAUGCAGACGGAACCAGGAUCACUACCCUGUACCAGGAGAGAGAGGCUCUCAGUGGCUGGUCCCAGGAACACAUUAACACAGGGGAGAGAUGCAGCAGUGUGUGUCAUAAGGAGAAGGUGGUGAUGGUGGAGCGCCUGGGGUUUGCCACGGUAACCAUGUACGGCGAGGGCAGGUCCUGCAACGUGUUCUUUGGAGACGGGAGCGUCGUCACCGCCACCUGCGACGGAGCGUACCAAGUGUACCCGUCCAGUGUAGGUCUGCUGUUCAUCAACCAGGACGGUAGUUGUGUGUACACGUCAGACCCUGAACACAGCCCAACCCUGAGUCUGGCCAGCUGGAGUCCCAGAGAGCAGCCAGGCAGCUACAGGAUGAACCACACCUCCACCUCAGACACACUGUGUGAGGUCACAGACCACCACGGGAACCUCUUCCAGGUGAUGAAGGAUGGCCAGGCAUCAGUGGAGAUCUCUAGCCCUCUGGACAGCAGAGUGGAGGAGGAGGAGGAGGGAGGAGGAGGAAGAGGAGGGAGGGCUGCCAGAAGAGAGAGAGCUGGCCAAGCAUCCUAUUGGACGUAAAGUCCACAUUCCCAGGUUGUUCAUGGCCCAUGAGGACGGUUCAGGCACAGAGCUGCUGCACUCUCAGACAGUAGAGGAACGUUUGUAUGAGGACUACUCUGAUCCUGCUGUCGCCCUGCUUAAAGAACCCCUCCCAGACCUACAG